AGACCAAUCAGACGAGUUUUCAGUUUAUAAGAACAGUAAACGCUGGAGAAAUUGUUCAUUUUCUGCCGAAGUGUUUGUGAGAUUGUGGAGAUGUCUGGAAGAGGAAAGACCGGCGGUAAAGUUCGGUCCAAGGCUAAGUCUCGCUCCUCCCGGGCUGGACUGCAGUUUCCGGUGGGCCGUGUUCACAGGCUCCUGAGAAAGGGCAACUAUGCUGAGCGUGUGGGUGCCGGAGCCCCGGUCUAUCUGGCUGCUGUGCUGGAGUAUCUGACGGCUGAAAUCCUCGAGCUGGCCGGUAACGCGGCCCGGGACAACAAGAAGACCCGCAUCAUCCCCAGACACCUGCAGCUGGCCGUCCGCAACGACGAGGAGCUCAACAAGCUGCUGGGAGGGGUGACCAUCGCUCAGGGCGGGGUGCUGCCUAAUAUCCAGGCCGUGCUGCUGCCCAAGAAAACCAGCGCCGCUGCGGGCUCGAAGACCAAGUGAAGCGGCCAUUCUUUAAUCUAAUAACCCUAAGGCUCUUUUCAGAGCCACUUAAAGGAUCAGUGAAAGGGUGACCUAUUUCAGUCCGCGGCCGUGCCGAAUUUGUAAUUGAU
Molecule: messenger RNA, 593 nt
Organism: Carcharodon carcharias (great white shark)
Lineage: Eukaryota; Metazoa; Chordata; Chondrichthyes; Lamniformes; Lamnidae
Product: histone H2A-like
Exons: 1
Coding region: 91-483 (130 amino acids)
Cellular component (GO): nucleosome
Molecular function (GO): DNA binding; structural constituent of chromatin; protein heterodimerization activity
Source: RefSeq, a predicted model, not a curated record